Molecule: messenger RNA, 519 nt
Organism: Miscanthus lutarioriparius
Lineage: Eukaryota; Viridiplantae; Streptophyta; Magnoliopsida; Poales; Poaceae
Source: the annotation of a GenBank genome assembly
AUGGGUGGGAGCAAGUUGGACGCGGACGGCCGACUCACCGACGCUGGGCGAGGGAGAGUGGAGGAGGAGGUCGCCGGGGUGCCAUUUUGGACGCCGCGGGAGGUGAGGGACGAGGCUGCGGCCGCGGCAAUGGGAAGGGAGUCGGAGCCGGGGUGGCCGCAGCCGCCGUGCCUGCGCCCGCCGCCCGCUCCGGGGUGGCUGGAGCCGCCACUCCGGGCAGCUGGGGCCCCCGCCCGCGCCGGGAUGGCCGGGACCGGAGCGUCCGCGGGCGUCCGCGCCUGCGCCGGGAUGUCUCGCUGGUUGCAGGCGCCCGUGCCGCCGCUGGCUCGACGGAUGAGCCCAAGAAGGUUCCCGAGGUUUCGGGUUUACAAUGAAACGGGUAUAGACCAAACCAAUCCACAAUCGAACGGCCACCAUCGCAAGUUCGCCAGAUCGAACGGCUUGCGGCUUAACGGGCGACGUGGCACGAUGGUUAGCCUGCUUUUGGAAGCAGGAUUAGUAUAUAGAGAUGUUGCAUGA